Molecule: messenger RNA, 1878 nt
Organism: Helianthus annuus (common sunflower)
Lineage: Eukaryota; Viridiplantae; Streptophyta; Magnoliopsida; Asterales; Asteraceae
Product: (E)-beta-ocimene synthase, chloroplastic
Exons: 7
Coding region: 83-1861 (592 amino acids)
Biological process (GO): diterpenoid biosynthetic process
Molecular function (GO): terpene synthase activity; magnesium ion binding
Source: RefSeq, a predicted model, not a curated record
AAAUUAAGUAACCGAUUCUUCUAUAAAUAAGUGAGAGGUACGUAGAUUGAAGAAUCAUAUAUUAGUAUUACUUAACCUUCCAAUGGCUCUUCAACUAUAUCAUCUAGCCUUUGCCAAAUGUUUCUUUGAGGUAUGUAAACCAAUGCCAAACACCCGAGCGACAAGUAGGCGGCAUAGAUUGAUCAAGGCCGCCGAGAGUCAGUUAGCCAUUACUUACCAGCCAACUAUCUGGAGUCACGAUUAUAUCCGGGUGUUAGAUGAUAAUUUCCCGACGAAGUUUGAGGAGAAGGUCAGGGAGCUAGAGAAGAAGACGGUAAUGUUGUUGAAUGUUGAUUUUGAAAAUGGUGGUUUCACUAUGUUGGAGUUGCUUGAACAGAUAGAUGAUAUUGAAAGGCUGGGUCUUGGCUAUCGGUUUCAAAACGAUAUAAGGAGAGCACUGGACAUAAUCGCGUCAAUACAUGGAACUAAUGUCGGGCUUGAAGAAAAGCAAGAUAGUCUACAUGAGGCAUCUCUUAGAUUCAGGAUUCUUAGACAACAUGGCUAUAAUGUGUCCCCAGAUUUUAUUAGGAGAUUCAAGGACAAUCAUGGUGGCUUUAUUGGAUGCCUAGAGACAGAUGUCGAGGGGUUGUUAAGUUUAUAUGAAGCUUCACAUCUUGCUUUCAUGGAAGAAAGUGAUUUGCAUGAGGCCAAGUUAUUUGCUACCAAACAUUUGUUGAAACUUAAGGGUCGAGUAAAUGAUGCCCAAGCUCUUGAACAGAUAAACCAUGCAUUGGAAGCCCCCUUGUAUCAUAGGAUGCUUAGAUUACAAGCAAGGUGUUACAUUCAUGCAUACAAUAAACGACAAGACGCAAAUCUACUUCUGCUAGAGCUUGCAACAUUAGAUUUCAACAUGAUUCAAGCUACAUUCAGAACAGAACUUAAAGAAUUAUCAAAGUGGUGGAAAAAGACAGGCCUAGCACAAGAGUUAGGCUUCAUUAGGGAUCGACUCAUGGAAUGCUUCUUUUGGACAGUUGGUGUGGUUUUUGAACCUCAAUAUAAUUCUUGUCGUGUAAGGCUAACGAAAGUCUGUACGUUAAUUACUGUUAUUGAUGACAUCUACGACGUUUAUGGUUCCCUAGAUGAACUGCAGAUCUUCACGGAUGCUGUCAGGAGGUGGGAUAUUAAUGCAAUAGACGAUAUGCCAAAGUAUUUAAAGCUAGGCUUCGGGGCUCUUUACAACACGAUUACUGAAGUGGGUUCUAAUACUUCGGUUGGACAAGGAGAAAACAUCAUACCGAUCCUUGUAAAAGUGUGGGGAGAAUUAUUUGAAGCAUUUCUUGUGGAAGCAAAGUGGACCCGUGACAAAUACAUUCCAACAUUUGACGAUUAUCUUGAUAACGCGUGGAGAUCGGUGUCAGGAGUAGUUAUUGUUACUCAUGGAUACUUUUUGAUCAAUCAUGAAAUCAAAAAAGAUGUGAUUGAGUCCCUAGAGAAGUAUCAUGAUCUUAUGAAAUGGUCAUCAAUGGUUUUUCGACUUUACAAUGAUUUAGCUACUUCAUCGAAUGAGAUAGAAAGAGGUAAAACUGUAAAUGCAAUAUCAUGUUACAUGCACGAGAAUGGUGUUUGUGAGGAAGUUGCGCGUGCAUAUAUAACAACGUUAAUCGAUGAAGCAUGGAGUAAGCUGGUCAAAGUGCAUGUGGCUUGUUCUCAAGAGUUGGCGAAUCCGUUCAUUGAUAUGGCAAUUAAUCUAGCUCGAAUUUCACAUUGUACGUACCAAUAUGGUGAUGGACAUGGAGCUCCCGACUCUCGAGCCAAAGAUCGAGUCUUAUCCGUAAUUAUUGAGCCCAUUGCGUUUAAAGAAAUUGAACAUAUGUAUACUUAAUGUUAGGGAAAUUUGUG